Molecule: messenger RNA, 4270 nt
Organism: Melanotaenia boesemani (Boeseman's rainbowfish)
Lineage: Eukaryota; Metazoa; Chordata; Actinopteri; Atheriniformes; Melanotaeniidae
Product: KIAA0753 ortholog
Exons: 18
Coding region: 273-2972 (899 amino acids)
Biological process (GO): centriole replication; protein localization to centrosome
Cellular component (GO): centriolar satellite
Source: RefSeq, a predicted model, not a curated record
UUACUUGUUGUCAUGGCGCCGUUUCAAACUAUGCUGUCACUAAAAUUUAAAACGUAAAGCAUGGGCUACACUUUAGUAACUCCAUACGCUCAAUUAAUUUAUAAUUUAUUUACGAGAUAGAAGUAGUUAUAGAUUAAGACGAAAUGGUCGAAUGGACAGUAUUAGGAUUAACUUGAUGUUAGGGAAAAAAAGUUAGCCUGCGAAUGCUAACGCUAAUUAGCAUUAGGAAUUGCUUACGGCGUUGACAUAACUUUGCAGAUGCUUUCGUUGCAAUGGCUGCACAGUUCUUGCAUAGUGGACCCCUUAUUUCCGUGGUCCAGCAAACUACUGCACCCAGCGGCUGGAUUCCUGUUUGCUCAACCCAAAAUGUCAAAGAUGGCAGCGAUUUGACUACCAGAACAUCCCAAACAAAGCUACUGUUCAAUGAAGACAUCCCUGCAAGUGCCAUUAACCGUGCCACCCGUGUGGGCCCUCCUGCCCCCAUUGUAAUAGAGAGGCUGUUUCAACGUUCAGAAGUGCAUGAGAGUUCAGGCAGCAUCCGAAGUUCUUUCACCUUCACAGCACUCUCUGAGGAGAGGCUUCAGUCGGCUGUUAAGUUGGCCCAAAGAGAUCUAAGACGAAGGCACCGUGAGUCAUUUAAAAAAUUCUCAUCUAAACCUUCACAAGAAGCCACCCUCUUUGAAACAAGUGACGUGGAGCUGCUUCAGGACUUGGCAACUUCUCCAAGCAAGACAAAAAUAAUAGCUUGUAGUCCAAAGGAGAAGGUGGCUCAAUCUGGUGCUAAACAGAAUGUUUCCAAGAAAAUUCUCUCUUCUUCCUUUCCUCGUGUUGGCAAUUCUCCUCCAACCAGAGACCCUGGACCAAGGCAGGGAGAAGGAGGCAAACAAGCACCUUUAAGCCAUGAGAUCCACAAACUGCAAAAUGAGCUGGAAGUGUAUAUCCAGAAAGUGGAGGAACUAGCUAACAGAGGGGAUAAAAUGGCGGAGCCAUUGGAACCUGAAGAGCAGAACAAGUUGGAGAUGCGCAGACAAAAGCAGGAAGCUCGUUCAGUACGAGUCAUUUACGCUCUUCAACAACAGGUAAAAGAGGUACAAGAAGAUAUAGAAAAACUCAAAAAAGAGAAAAUGUGGGACACUAAAAAGUAUAUUGCAAUUAACAGGCUAGCGGCUGCUCAUCGAGGGGCACUCAGAGCCUUACAGGUUAUCAUCCAUCAGCUUUCAGAUCUAAAUCGCAGAAAGGUGCCCCUUCAUUACAAAGAACUUGGCCAGUUGAUUCGUCAGCUCUCUUUGUGCUCAGCUAAGAUUGAAGUGGACCAAGGUUCAGCUGUGCCUCAGACAGCCCUCAGCAUCUUGCAGAAACUAGAAACUGUGGAAUCCAUCCUCAGUAAACAUGAGGUGCUUGAAAAGAUGCAGGUUCAAGCAUGUCCUCAACGCAGGAAGUCUCCUCAUCACAGCACGUCACCUGCUGCUGCACCCAAGGGUCCCAGCAUGUCAGCUCCUCGCAAACCUGCAAAUCACAGAAGAGGUGUCCGUGCAGGAAAAAAGAUGCCCCCACAAAAGCCAAAAACAGUUUCUCACCAGCCCCUGAACAGGAGGGAGGUGCUGAUGGCUGGCGUACAGAGUAUCAGCCAGCAGAGGGAGCUGAGAGAACGGCAGGGACAAACUCAGACACACAGUACCUGCAGAAAAGGACGGCAAGCUGAGAGAAGAAAGGCUCACCUAAUGAAGCAUAAUCAGAUGCAGGAUGCAGGCUUCCAGCAGCCUACAGUUUCUUCUCGGCUCAGAGAGAACCAGCUCCCCCAAAGAGAGCACUCUGUGCCCUGGAUACCAACAUCCCCUCACUCUCCUCCACAACGAUCCCCUCAGAGGGGGAGACCGGAGCCUCGUUGUCUCUUCUCUCCAGUGAAGCCCUCAUCAAGCCCCCCAAAGCAGCAGGUGGGAGGUGGAUCGGAGGAAGAGUCGACUCUGAGCUCAGCAAAGAGGAAAGAAGCUCCAAAUGAAGCAUUAGGGAAAGCUUGGCUGGAUAAAUUGAUGAUGCAGAGACUGAAAAAGUUCAACCAUCUAAGUAAAGAAGAUGCUGAACACGCUCAGAGAUUAAGGUCUGAAACUGUGUCACCAACUCAGUGGGGUGAGGGAGCUGAGCAGAAGGCCAGAGAGGGAAGUCAGCCACUGUUGGAUGAAGUAAAGCAGACUGGUGACACCAAGAAGAGGAUCAACAGCUCACAGAGUGGGCUUUCUGAACAGGCUGCAGAGAGGGCAGCAGAGAGUGCUGAGCAGCUCAGUGAGGCUCUGCUGGAAGAUCUGUUGGAGGACACUGCUCUGGUAGCGUGGGCGGCUGAGACAGACAGACAGUUGGAGGGCAUGGCCCAGCGUGGGCUCCAAGCCCCCACCCUGGAGAGCAUGUUGCUUCGUAUGGAAGAGAUGCAGAGGUAUGAAGAGGAAGUGAGGAGAAAGUUUGCUUCUAUCACCUAUUCAGACCCUCUUUACUGGGAGCAACCCAGAACAACAGGAUCCCAGUGCCAUGCUUCAGGCUCGAGGCCAGCCUCUCCUCAGCCAAUUAGGCUCACAAGACCAGUACUGAAACAGACAUCUGCAGCUGAUAUCAUUCUGGAGAAACCUGUAGAGACUGGUUUUCUGAUCGAUAACAGCCCACCUGAGGAGGCAUCCCAGGAUGAGCAGGUGCCCACAAACAGCACUGCGUUCCCUGGCCUGAUGGAGAGGAGCAGGAGGACCGUUCUCUCAGUGCCCAGCAGCAUGCUGAGAAACAUCCGUAGCUACCACCAAGACUACAACACCUACUUGCGUGCUGUGGUUCAUGAGGCCAUCGGUAGCUUUAACCCCUGGGCUGUUGCAGACAGUUUGUCAGAGGAGCUGCUGUCGGAGGCACUGGCUGAUGUGGCAGCAGAGUUUCAGGAUGUGGUGGAGGAGUACGCUGAGGCCCUCUUCACCUCAGAGUUCCUGCAGCCGAUUUAAUCACCUCCGGCUUAAUUCCAGGUUUAUAGUUUGACCCGGGACUUCAGAUUAUUUAUUUUUCUAGAGCUUUGUACAUUUUAUUGGUGGGAUUUUGACCUUUUGAAUCAACUUUUUUUGUGUUUAUAUAUGUUUGGUCUGAAUAUGUACUUGUAUUUAGAUUUUUGACUAUUUUAUGGGUAUUUUACUGUGAUUUCACAUGUUUUUAAAGAAAUUAUGCUCCAGAUGAGAUUGUUAGAGUGUACAGGGAGCAUUGGUCUCAUUGGUCUUAUUAUGGUCUAUUUGUAUCUGUGAUUGAGUCCCCCUGGGAAAGUUAGUUUAGGGUAGAUAAGCUUGGGAAGACCAUUACGACAUUGCAGAGGAUUAUAAGAUUACUGCUCUCCCCUUGCACUUGGUUUGAAUAUCUCUGAGGAUUACUCACACUUUCUAUUUUCACAUCAGAACAUGGAAAUAAAUUAAUUGCAUACGGCCUCCAUCAAAAAGUGUAGUAAGCUAAGAGCAUCAUAUGCUUAAUCUACUUUAAUUUUAUUUCGUGUUUUUUGUGUUUAGUAUCUAAAUAAAGAGUCAGCGCUGCAUAAUAUUUUUUGUUACUCUUUAAGAUGUUUUUCCUAUUAAAGCACAGUGAAAGAGUUAGGGAUUUCCCUUUUUGAGUUUAAACAAGUUCAGUACCACUUCAUUACCAUCCAAACAAAAUAUAGCUUCUAGUUUAUAUAUUAUAUGUACUGACAACUAAAUCCUGCAUAAUAAUGGUGAUAAGUGUCAACUCUAAGAGAAAAUAAACAAGACAUACUCGGUACACUUGCAAAAUGCCAGAGUCCCUUGAGAGCAACAUAAAAGCCAUGCACACAGAACAGAGGGGACACAUGCAGAUGUUACACUGGCCUGUGGGGACCAAACUCCAACAGCGUUCAUACAGUGACUGAAUGAAUUAGCUCACACUGAAUCAGCUGCCCUGCUUUCUCUCAGGCUGGGUCCUGCGUGGGCAUAACGACGUAUGCAGGCUUUCACAGGCUACAGAACAGUGCAAAUUUAUUUUUGACCUCUAACAAAUGGAGAUCCGUCAGUUCAGAGCAACAGAGAUAUUGUUACAUAAAGGACUGAGAUUGAUCUGACAUCUCUGUGGGAAACAUUUUAAGGUCUUUUUUUUUUUUUUUUUUUUUUUUGCUUUUAUGGGUCAUAUCUCACAGUUUUAUCACAGGCACCUUAAACUGCUGCCAGUAAACAAUGCAAAUGUAAAAUCAAUUAUCUGCUUUAUUUAAUGUAUUUACAAUAAAAUGUAAACCUUGUGGUUCGAAAGUAAA